Messenger RNA from Vigna umbellata (rice bean), 302 nucleotides. The record is from RefSeq and is a predicted model, not a curated record. Lineage: Eukaryota; Viridiplantae; Streptophyta; Magnoliopsida; Fabales; Fabaceae.
AUGCAUAUGUUAUUGAGCAUGUGCCAGGUUGAAGCUGAGGUACAGAAUAUGAUUGUUGAAGACCUGGGAAAAGUUAGUUACGCUGCACUUGGAGGGCUUUCUGAUCAGAUUCGAGAGCUCAGGGAAUCGAUAGAACUGCCUAUGGUGAAUCCUGAUUUUUCAAAAGGUUGGAAUCAGAACCCCGAAGGGUGUUCUUCUUUAUGGACCUCCUGGAACUGGGAAGACACUCUUAGCGAGAGCAAUAGCCAGCAAUACAGAUGCUAAAUUCUUGAAUGUUCAAUACCUGUAUUCUGUUAUCUGUG